Molecule: messenger RNA, 6796 nt
Organism: Anastrepha ludens (Mexican fruit fly)
Lineage: Eukaryota; Metazoa; Arthropoda; Insecta; Diptera; Tephritidae
Gene: ush
Product: zinc finger protein ush
Exons: 12
Coding region: 1410-5420 (1336 amino acids)
Biological process (GO): cell differentiation; negative regulation of transcription by RNA polymerase II; heart development
Cellular component (GO): nucleus
Molecular function (GO): RNA polymerase II-specific DNA-binding transcription factor binding
Source: RefSeq, a predicted model, not a curated record
CAAAUAACAAAAGCAAAUACACCAACAAACAGCAAAGCGCUCACUCAAUCAUUUGCCAUUCGCUCAGCGUUCGCCAUUAAAGAGCACACUUUGACGCGUAGAGAGCGCAUUUCCGCUCUACAAACGAUUGCGGCAACGAGCACAUCCAACGUUGAGUUUGUGUGUGUGCAUGUCUGUGUAGCGCUUGGGAAUAAUUUCAUUGUGGCCAUUUCAGUUAGUCAUAGAACGUGAAACGAGUAACAUAAAUUGUUUUAGUCGGCGCCAAAAUAUUUCGUUACGCGUUGUCCGCUGCUGCCGCGGUUACUAACAAACUCAGCCGCUAUGAAAUGUGUUUGGUUUUUUUUGGAAAUCAGCGCGUUGUUAUUCGUUUAAGGCAUUAUUUAAUUGUGCUUUCAAAUGAACGCUUUGUGUUUUUGCGUAAACUUAACCAGAAUCGCAAGAGUGUUUCCAAGUAGGCAGUUUGUGGCUCCAAAUGCGCGCGUAAAUUUUAGCUUUUCGAAAAAUGCACUAAUUAAAUCUUUGAAAGAUAAGCGCGAAAGAAAAACAAACAACCAGUGAAUGCUGAUGCAAAUUCUGUGAUAAAAAGUGAGGUAUGCAAACAUACAUACUUCUUUGCGAAAAAGUGAACAAAAGAAAAUUGCGAAAACAUCAGUAAACAUAAGCAAUAAAAGCCCAAAGAAAGCAAAUAAUACUAUUUUGGAGUUAAGCAUUAAAUUAAAAUGAAUUCAAUGUUUAUGUAAAAUGAAAUGGCAAGUUAUUCAUGAAUAAAGCGAUAAAAGGAAGCUUUAACCUUUUCAAAUUAUUUCAUAUUGCAAGUGCAUUUUAAUCGCAUUACUCAACUUUUCGAAUUAACCGAAAAAAAGAUUAAAUUAAAUAAACUCCAAUUGUUCAGUCCACCAAAUCGCCAUUCCGUCACUCCACAAUCCGUUCGUGCAUUGUUUUCGUUCAUACAUAAAUACUUACCACUUACAUACAUACAUGCAUACAUACGUAUGUCGGCGCUGAGUUAUAAAAUAUGCAGCGAUAAAAAUCAUCAACAUUCAACAUUUUUACUCUACUGCUGUUGUCGUGCAUUUUUUCUUGCUCUUCUCAUAUAUUUGUUGUGAUAAAAUCAGAGUGUUUUUUUUUGGUGUGUUAGUGGUGUAGUGCAUGUGACUGACUGCUGUUACAAACACGCUUGCACACACACUCACUCACGCAUCAGUGUUUUGGCGGGGGUGCACGCCCCACUCGCUUGUCACGGCAUUUGUCACUCACUAAGUGUUCAUUAUCGUGCGUUCGUUUAUCGCGAGAGCGUUAGUGAGCGAAUGAGAGAAGCAGAGAGAGACAGUUGAAAUAAAGGGCGCAUUUUGAGCAUGCAUUUGCAUCCACAGCUGGUGCUUAGUGUUGGGUAGCGGUUUAUACAUACUAUGCUUGGUGAUUGUUCCGAAACGACAGACGAGAUGACAGCCGAUAGUAGAGAUUCCAAAGAUCUGAGUCCCACCGACCUAUCAGAUGAUCAACAUCAUUUAGAGAAUGAUGAUCAUCGACACGAAGAGACUGACAUCGAAAUGGAAGACGACACAGGCACAAGAGAAGGCUACGUUCGAAUAUCUACUCCAACUACAAAUCGAAUAUCACCCGUUAUAAGAGUAGAAAAUGAAGUAAGUCGUCCACCGAGUACAAUGGCAUCGAAUGAGUCGAAUUCUACCGAUACAUUUCACACUUAUAACGAAUCGACGGAACGCAAAAUCGAAUUAAAUAUAGAACCUGAGAAACUUCAAGAACAAAACCACAUGAGUAUCGAAUCAACUUCAUCAAAUUCAAAUGGCAAGCGUCCGGUCAGCAGCAGCCCGCAUAAGGACGAACCGGCAGGUAAUGGUACACCACCCGUAUCGUCACCAACAAGCAUAAUGCCAAAGUUACGCUUGAAUGCACUACUGGCUUCAGAUCCAGCCUUGAAGCCGGAUGCAAGAGAUCUUAAAGUUUUACACGAAGAAACGCAAACAAAAAAUCGGCUAGCACAACUGCCACCACCACCGGCGCUUACCAAGCAAGAAGACCUAGAAACGUUGAUGAAUGCGCCUGGGGUAAGUGUGGUGGAACCGGUGCUGAAAACGACUACAGCCGCACCACCACCAGCCACAGCCACAGAAAUUACGCCACGUUUGAAGUUGUUCAUGUGCUUGCCAUGUGGCAUCCACUUUAGCUCGCCAUCAACGUUGGAGGCACAUCAAGCAUACUAUUGCUCGCAUCGCAACAAGGACAUGGAAAGCGAUGGCGCUUCACUCUCCACGGUAAUAGCUGAGAAAAGUGCCGGCAUGAACGCGAACGCCGCCAGCACAUCGGGUGGCACCAGCGGUGCCGGUGCGGGCAACACGAGUGGCGAACCAAACAGUAAAGCCAUUAAGACUGGAAAACAAUAUGCGUGCACACAAUGCUCCUACAGCGCCGACAAGAAGGUCUCCCUGAAUAGACAUAUGCGCAUGCAUCAAACAUCGCCGGCCCAUAGCAGCAACGCGCCACCAUUGAACGGAGCAGCCGCGCUGGAGGAGGGCGUUUCUAGUCAACAAACGGAUCGUUACUGCAGCGAUUGUGAUAUAAGAUUCAAUAAUAUAAAGACGUAUCGCGCGCACAAGUUGCAUUACUGCAGUUCACGUCGUACUGAGGGGCAACUAACACCUAAGCUGGAGGUUAGCACUGCUAAUGCAAUAAAAGCGCCAUCGGGUGCAGCCGCCAUCAGCCCACAGACGCGCACGAAAACACCAACACCGGCUAUGGUCGCUGCUGCCGCUGCGGCGGCUGCUGCUGCGGCCGCAUCUUUGCAAACCACGCCGCCGCAACCAUUUUUGGCAUUGCCCACCAAUCCAAUAUUGAUAAUUCCCUGCUCAUUAAUACGCGCUGCCAGCUGGAUACCAGGACCACUCACCUCAGUAUCGGCGGGCAUUCCACAGCCUGACAACACCUGCUAUAUGUUGGAUAAUGGCAAUUUGAAGCCACUAGCCACGGCUUUGAAUAUGAGCGGACUGAACCCCAGCGUAGCAACAAGUAAUAAUAACUCAGCAGCAGCAGCGGCAGCCUCACAAAUGUCUAAUGUCGAAACGCCGGCGCCACCACGUCAACCUUCGUUGCCCAGCAGUAACAGCGAAACACUGCUGGCCGAAAAGAAUGCUGGAUGUAAUUUGGAGAGAAGUGGAACAUCAACACCAAAGCGAAAAGAGGGGGCACGUGAAUCUACCCCUUUGGACCUCUCGCUACGUCGUUCUCCCACCUCUUACACUAACCUGCAAAGGCAACGUGUACACUCGGCGUCCUCCUACACAGACUCUGAUCAACAACGUAUGGAUAUGGAAACUUUACUGGAGGCGAGUAAGGAGAAUCUGUCAAUGGACGAAAGUGGCACAGUCACACCGGAACAGAUCGUUUGCGCACCUUCACUACCGAACAGCCCUUCAAUGAGUCCUUCACCGAAGCGACGCGCAAUCAGCCCACGUAGUUCUGGGGCUGGCAGCACAUCUUCCAUGUCACCACCUGUAAAUGUUUCGACCGCGUCUUUGGUGGCAGCCGCCGCUGCCGGUAAUAUGCUUGAUUUACCAUUACGUUCCAUGUUACCCGCCGAUCUGGCGCUGAAACUGUCCGAAACAAAUAUAAUGAAUCCACUGCUUGCCAAGCAAAAUCUCGAACUGGCUUUCAAACUCUCUGCUGCAGCAGCGGCUGCGGUAAAUAAUAACUCACCAACUGGUAGUGGUUCGACAACCGCCGAUUUGGCAGCAGCCGCCGUGGCAAAAUCUUCACUGCUCGGUUUGCCGGUUUUAGGAAGCGCGACGACUGGAGGUAAUAGCAGCAAUAUAGGCGGACCAAACAGUGCAGUGCAACCGCAGAUUUAUGUCAAGCAAGGUGUUUCCAAGUGUAAAGAAUGCAAUAUUGUAUUUUGCAAAUAUGAAAAUUAUCUGGCGCAUAAGCAGCAUUAUUGCUCAUCGCGCUCCCAGGAUAGUGGAGACGGUGAGGCGAAAGUAACAAACACAUCUCCGAUUGGAGUUAGUGCGGCUGCCAGCGGUGUAGAGACUGCGCCAGUUGCAUAUCAGCAGCUAAUUUGCGCGGCCUGUGGCAUCAAGUACACAUCUUUAGAUAAUUUACGAGCUCAUCAAAACUAUUACUGCCCCAAAGGAGGUGGCACAGCUGGAGCAGCUGCAGUGGCGGCUGCAGCAGCGGCAGCCGAAGCUGCGCAGUUACCAUUGACCAAGGAUAAGUGCGGCAAAUGCAAGACGGUGCAUGAAAUAGGGCUGCCAUGCCCACCACCGCCGGCACUGCAACAAUCUCAUAGUGGAGCGCAACAUAUGUCUAGCGCUACAAAUGUUAACAUGACAGCGGCAUCGGCGAUUGCGGUACCCAAUCAUAAUGUCUAUAAGUGCCCCGUUUGCGAUGUUGUUAGUUUGACAGCCACAGAGAAUAGGAAGCAUAUGGAGACGCAUGGCACAGUAAAGGCAUUCCGUUGCACUAUCUGCUGCUACAAGGGCAACACGUUACGCGGUAUGCGCACACACAUUCGUAUGCAUUUCGAUAAGAAGGCGACCGACAUCAAUGAGGAGCAGUACAUGACUUGCAUACUGGAGGAUGAGGGCAUGGAAAUUCCCAGCAUUGCCUCUACGCUAAACCAAGAGCAAUUAGCACAACAAAUAGCUGCUGUACAACAACAGCAACAGCAGUUGCAACUUCAAGCACAGCAACAGCAACAGCAGCAGCAACAACAACAGCAGCAGCAAAUAUACAAUUGCGAUUUGUGCAAUUACUCUUCCUCCUACAAGGGCAAUGUGCUGCGUCAUAUGAAACUUGUACAUCCUCAUAUCAACAUCAACUCACCAUCGAUUUCACCUGAAGCUAAUGAUUUAGAUGCCAGCGAUGGGGCAUGUUUGAAUGGCGAGAAUGGAAAUUUCACCAUAAAAACGGAACCACUCGAGCAGGCUGCCAAUGCAAGUCUACCAAAUUCAGCACAAAUAUUAGACAACAACAACUCAAGAAUAUUGGCUUCCACCUUGACGGCACCACCACCUCUAAAUAGCUUGAAUGAGGAACAAAUGCCACAUAUAAAAACCGAACCGUUAGAAAUUGGAGGCGAAUCAUCACUACCAGCAACCACACCACUACCAGCACUAAGCUCACCAUCCAUUGGACCACCACCACCACUCAAUGCUGCCACCGACGAGAAUACCACCGCUGCCGCGAACCAAAAAUACUGUCAAACUUGCGACAUCUCCUUCAACUAUUUGAAAACUUAUUUGGCGCACAAGCAAUACUAUUGCAAGAAUAAAUUAAGACACCCCGAAGCCAACGAUAGCCCCAGUCCCAAUGCUGGACUCAUGCCAAUGUCGGUGGCAUCGCCCAAUUCGUUGCUGCUGUUGCAGAAGAACAAGGAGAACUUGCAGCAGGAGGCAGCCAUUUGAUAGAAUGAAAUGUGGCAAGCGCGAAAGCAGUGGGAGUGGUAUUACAAGUGCUUUUGAAGCAGCGCGAAGUGCAGAGUGUGCAGCAAGAGGAGUAGGCGAAUGAAAACUUUUGAAAAAAACACAACAAAAAUUAUAUAUGAAAAUUUAACAUUUAAAGCAAAGUUAUGAAACGUGCAGUAUUCGACUUGAAUCUCUGUAGAUGGAAAUAUUUGAAUUGAAAAAAAAGGAACAUUUUUGGAUAAUCUAUUAGAAAAUAGUUGUAUGUAGAUAAAGGUGCUUUUGAAGGCGCGCGAUUUUCUCUUAAGUAUGUAUGUAAUAUAAAAAAUAUGUAAAAUAUGUGGUCACAAAUCAAUUAUCGAUAUAAUCAUGACUUAAUAUGCAUGCCAAAGUUAAUUAUUAAAAUUAUAGUAAUAAAAAAUGAAGUAAAAGCAAACAAGAAAUGCAAACGCAUGUGUUAAUGUGUAAAUAUAUGUAUGUAUAUGUAUGUAGAAAUACGUUAUUAUUCAAGCCAAUUCGAAUGUUUUUAAUUUAAACACAUACAUGCAUAUGCCUGUGUGUGUAUUUAGUUACUUACAACUUUGGGAAAUGCAAUUUUUCAAAACAUUUUACUGCUAAUUUUAUGCAUUCUAUUUGUUUUAGUUGAUUCAUACAUACAUGUAAAUGUUGAUAAAAAUGAAAUUAUAAAUUUUGUAAUUAAGCGAAAAAUAGUUUUCCGUUCUCCACCUCUUUGUAUAUACAUAAAUAUAUUUGCGGUACUUAAGGUCAACUAAAUUUUCUGAACUUACGCAUGAUCUGCACAAAAACAAAAGAAUUAUAUAUAAAAAACUGUUAAUAUAAUUAUAAAUGUUUAAAAUAAAAAAUUAAAUAUAAAAAGAAAACAAUUUCAAGGAACUUAGUGUAUUCCAGGUAAGCCCAUUUGCAGGAUUGCGCAUACAUAUAUACGCACGUAUAUAUAUAUACAUAUAUUUCUCUAUAUAUAUACAUACAUGUACAUGUGUGUGUGUGUGUGUAUGCGCAUGCGACUGCAAUAGAUAUUUAACUAUAAGCACAUACAAGUUUACUUAGGUAUGAGACAAUAAUUAUUUAUUUAAAAUGCAAACAUAUACAUGGUACGUAUGUGUGUAUGUAUGUAUGCAAGUAGAUAUCGAACCUUAAUAUUGAAUAAAUCUGUAUUUACUUACAUAUACACAAAACUCAAUGAUUUAUCUCAGUGCAUAUGCGCAUACGAGUAUGUGGGUGCGUGUGUACGUAUUUGCGAGUAAAAUUUACCUUCUAAUUAAGUUUAUUGAAAAAUUGUACCAUUACUGCGUCAAGUGUUUUCCUUGAGCUAAUACAUACAUAAUCAAUACAUACAUCCAUUAUGAAAUAAUAAAGUG